Molecule: messenger RNA, 459 nt
Organism: Pistacia vera
Lineage: Eukaryota; Viridiplantae; Streptophyta; Magnoliopsida; Sapindales; Anacardiaceae
Product: cysteine synthase, chloroplastic/chromoplastic-like
Exons: 4
Coding region: 1-459 (152 amino acids)
Cellular component (GO): cytoplasm
Molecular function (GO): cysteine synthase activity
Source: RefSeq, a predicted model, not a curated record
AUGGUGUACCUGAAUAAUAUUGUGAAGGGAUGUGUUGCGAAAAUUGCAGCCAAGCUUGAGAACAUGGAGCCAUGUCAUAGUGUCAAGGACAGGAUAGCUUAUAGUAUGAUCACCGACGCAGAGCGAAGAGGGCUUAUAACUCCUGGAAAGACCAUUCUUGUGGAAGGCACUAGUGGAAACACAGGCAUUGGCCUAGCUCUCAUUGCAACUUUAAAAGGAUACAGGCUUAUCCUGGCAAUGCCAGCUUCAAUGAGCACGGAAAGAAGGGCUAUUCUGAAAGCAUUUAGAGCUGAACUUGUAUUGACUGAUCCUACAAAAUCAAUAUUGGGGUCAAGAAUGAAAGCUGAGGAGAUUUCGAAAACAAUUCCCAAUGCACACUUGCUUAAUCAAUCAGCAAAUACUGCCAAUCCUAAGAUACACCACGAGACAACCGGUCCAGAAAUUUGGGAGGACACCUGA